CGUCGCCGCCUACAUGUACAUACACACAUACACUUCGCUUGCUCAAAGAAUCUCAACAUUUGAUAAUGUGGUUCAAGAGCAAUAAUACCAUCACCACUGGCCGGGAGAUUAUCGUCGAUGCCGCUCUCGGCUAUCACCUGGACAAUGACAUGAAUUUGAUUAUUGAUAAAGUAUCGGACAAAACUAAAGGCGAGUACCAUUGCGCCAUUAUGCCACAGGAUGUACGCAUGAAGAUAUUUUUGGAAAUCGGCGAAGAGCCUAAAGUGGACCACAACGGACAAGCGAUGGUGAGCGCAAGCGCACUGUGUCUGAUGUUAGCGCUACUGGUGCGCGAAUUGAGCUUUGGAAUUGUGAGCUUAGAUAAAUUUUUUUAGGCAUUCAAUUCAAAAAACAGUUGUUUACUUGAAACUUUAGUAUGUAAAAAAAAAUGUGUAUUGUAAAUGUAGGUACUACUCGCAUAGCUGAGGAUAAUUGUUUUUUUUUUUUGUUUUUCAAUCCACAAUACUACAACACUACUACAUAGCUUACCUAAAGCAGCAGACCAAAUACAGAAAAAGUUACAUAUAAAAAAAAUAGACAGAGGGUGUAUAUACUUACUUUUGAAGUAGUACAUAUAUAUGCCACAUGUACUAAGUAGUGUAUGAUAACUAGUGUAAAAUCCAGCAUACUUAAUAUCUACAUUAUAAGCACCAUAGUAAUUUUAAAAUAUACGUGUAUGUAUGUACUGUGUUUUGGAAAAUU
Molecule: messenger RNA, 741 nt
Organism: Rhagoletis pomonella (apple maggot)
Lineage: Eukaryota; Metazoa; Arthropoda; Insecta; Diptera; Tephritidae
Exons: 1
Coding region: 66-374 (102 amino acids)
Source: RefSeq, a predicted model, not a curated record